This is a messenger RNA of Sphaeroforma arctica JP610, 2668 nucleotides long. Its product is annotated as tubulin alpha chain. Gene Ontology annotation, molecular function: GTP binding; structural constituent of cytoskeleton. The record is from RefSeq and is a predicted model, not a curated record. Gene Ontology annotation, cellular component: cytoplasm; microtubule. The transcript has 4 exons. Lineage: Eukaryota; Ichthyosporea; Ichthyophonida. The coding region runs from base 145 to 1503 and encodes 452 amino acids. Gene Ontology annotation, biological process: microtubule cytoskeleton organization; mitotic cell cycle.
AACUUGAAUUUCCUGAUUCAAAUUAGAGAGGCGAUAUAAAUAGUCCGAAGAUUUGCGGAAGCCUAUCAGUUGUUUCUUAGACAAACGACCAUUUAAUUACCUUACCACUCUGCUUUCGUAUUCGAAGCAUCCACGCCUUUUAUCAUGAGAGAGUGCAUUUCAAUCCACAUCGGUCAAGCCGGUUGCCAAAUUGGUAACGCGUGCUGGGAGCUGUAUAGUCUUGAGCACGGCAUCGACAAGACUGGUCGCCUGACUGCCGAGAAUCGCACUGAGGAAGUGGAGGAUUCGUACUCAACUUUCUUCAGUGAGACGUCCAGCGGAAAGCUGGUUCCUCGCGCUGUGUUCGUUGAUCUGGAACCAACCGUGAUCAACAGCAUCCGCACUGGAGAGUACAGAGAGAUGUACCACCCUGAACAACUCAUCAGUGGCAAGGAGGAUGCCGCCAACAACUACGCACGUGGUCACUACACUGUGGGCAAAGAGAUUGUCGAUAACGUGCUUGAUCGCAUCCGUCGCCUGGCAGACAGUUGCUCUGGUCUGCAGGGAUUCCUUGUAUUCCACUCUUUCGGUGGAGGAACCGGAUCUGGAUUCACAUCCCUGCUAAUGGAACGCUUGUCAAUCGAUUACGGCAAGAAGUCCAAGCUGGAGUUUGCGGUAUACCCGUCUCCUCAGCUUGCAACGGCUGUUGUAGAGCCGUAUAACUCCGUGCUGACCACGCACACCACACUGGAACACAGUGACUGUGCUUUCAUGGUUGAUAACGAGGCUAUCUUCGACAUCUGCCGACGCAACCUCAACAUCCAGCAGCCCACAUACCAGAACCUGAACAGACUUGUGGCCCAGAUUGUGAGUAGUAUCACCGCUUCGCUGCGUUUCCAGGGAGCUCUCAACGUGGAUUUCAACGAGUUCCAGACCAACUUGGUACCCUACCCUCGUAUACAUUUCCCCCUGGUGACAUACGCACCCAUUAUCAGUGCGGAGAGGGCUAACCACGAGUCUCUGUCUGUGACAGAUAUCACCAAUUCCUGCUUUGAGCCAGAGAAUCAGAUGGUUAAAUGUGACCCGCGACGUGGCAAGUACAUGUCUUGUUGUCUAUUGUACCGUGGUGAUAUCGUUCCUAAGGAUGUCAACGUCACCAUCGCCUCUAUCAAGACCAAACGUAAUAUUCAAUUCGUUGAUUGGUGUCCGACUGGAUUCAAGAUCGGUUGCAACUUCAAGGCACCCACCACAAUCCCCGGCGGAGAUCUGGCCAAGGUGUCCCGUGCCGUGUGCAUGCUUUCCAACACCACCGCUAUUGUGGAGGCCUGGUCACGUCUCAACCACAAGUUUGAUCUCAUGUACGCCAAGCGUGCGUUUGUGCAUCACUACGUUGGUGAGGGUAUGGAAGAAGGAGAGUUCAGUGAAGCUCGUGAGGAUCUUGCGGCGCUUGAAAAAGAUUACGAGGAGGUGGCAACAGACUCCAACAUUGACGAGGAGAUGCAGACCGACGAGAAGGAGUACUAGAUUUAUACUGCUGUGACUGUUUACUAAGAAAUUUACAGUAUCUGUGUAGUAUCGUAUCAAGAAUAUUGCUUGUCGCUUGUGAUGUUUAUAGCGGGGACUUUGUCAAUUCGAUGAUACCGAUAACAGGAUCAAAGGCAUGCCAGGGUGCCUACUCAGGUGUGUUAGUAUAAAAUUCAGUUCGCUAACGAUUGUCAAAUGGGCGCAGAGAAUUAAACAACUGAAUAUGACUCGAUGGACUCAGAAUGUUCAGCACAGAUAGUCUACAACUGGAAUGUUUGUGCGAAUUGCACUUCGAGAUGGCCCGAACACACUUUCGCGGAUUAAUUAAUUGCUGCAUUAUUCAAGUACAGAUCUGUUCAAUAGGUCAAUAUUUAGAGAUGUUGUUUUGAUGUACCAGCAUGGAGCAACAGCAAUGUGCAAACAUUUCCCGAGAACAAAAAUAUGAUCAGCCUUCAUUGGAAAAUAAUCUUUGAUCAACUGAACUCCGUUCAGGCAGAUUUGAGGGGUUCUGAGAAUUCAAGAGGAAUAAUAGCUUUAAACGUUGGAGUUCUUUCUUAGGAUUUUCUCCAUAAUCUUUGAUUAGUGUAGGAGGACUUGGAAAAAGUUGGAUGAAAUAUAUAUAUAUUCUGAACUCCUGGCAAAUCGAUGCGAAACAAACAUUGCCCACUGGAUUGAGUCUCCGUGGAAUUUUUGCGAUUGCCUGCUUCGGGGGCCUCUGGGGAGAGAAAGCUUGUUUACGAGAUGGGAGACAGAGUCUCAGAGAGAGCCGCAGAGACUAAAGAGUGUCAGCCCAAGCCCCAAGAGGGCCAUGGAAAAAAGCCGUGACAAAACAAGUGUAUGUAUAUAUAUAUAAAUAUAUAUGUAUGUAUAUAUAUAUAUGUGUGUGUGUAUGUAUAUAUCUAUAUAUAUAUUGGGAUAUCCCCGUUGUAACAAGUUGGUUAACCACUCCUACUACGGGGAUUUCACUACAUAUAUAUAUAUAUAUAUAUAUAAGUCGGAGAGGGUAUGGAGAAAGGUUAGUUCAGUGAAGCUCGUGAGGGUCUUGAAAAGAACUACGAGGAGGUCUCAACGGACACUAAACUUGACGAGGAGACGCCUGCCGCGGAUUUUAGCGAGCACUAGAGCAACGCUCGGGAGAAUAAAUACAUGUGUAAAUAAAUGAAGC